AUGAUCCCACUGACAUCCCUAGUGCUCUCAAUCCUAAGCACCAUCAGCAGCUCCCUCGCCCUCCCCCACCCCCACAAAACCAUGCUCAACACCGCCUUCGCCCGCGACAUCGGCAUCGCCUACUCCCUGCCCAACCUCACCGGCAGCGCAGAGUACCUCCUGCAGACGAAGCAUGGAAAAAGCUGCAUGCCCCUGCGGAACGGCGACGACGUCCUUUCGAUAACGGUCUGCAAGCCUGUCUCGUGCACGUUCUUUGUUGAAUACGGCUGCUACAACAAGCCCUCGAACCACAAUAUCAGCAUCACCAUCACCGGCCCAGGAGAUGUCCUCGUCGUUGAGACUCCAGUUGGUAAUCACUUCAGGAGCUAUGUAUGUGGACCGGCGCAGACUGGUGGAGGAGCUAGCGGGGCGGGGUUUCAGCUGGAGACUACGCCGCAUGAUAGGUCCAGGGGCGAGGAGGGGGGAGUGUAA
Messenger RNA from Dothidotthia symphoricarpi CBS 119687, 471 nucleotides. RefSeq lists its product as uncharacterized. The record is from RefSeq and is a predicted model, not a curated record. NCBI's taxonomy places the organism in Eukaryota, Fungi, Ascomycota, Dothideomycetes, Pleosporales, Dothidotthiaceae. The coding region runs from base 1 to 471 and encodes 156 amino acids. The transcript has 3 exons.